This is a messenger RNA of Morone saxatilis (striped sea-bass), 1644 nucleotides long. Its product is annotated as alpha-2B adrenergic receptor-like. The transcript has a single exon. Gene Ontology annotation, biological process: adenylate cyclase-activating adrenergic receptor signaling pathway; platelet activation; regulation of vasoconstriction. The coding region runs from base 28 to 1542 and encodes 504 amino acids. The record is from RefSeq and is a predicted model, not a curated record. Gene Ontology annotation, molecular function: alpha2-adrenergic receptor activity. Gene Ontology annotation, cellular component: membrane. Lineage: Eukaryota; Metazoa; Chordata; Actinopteri; Moronidae.
UCAUAAAGCUCCCUCCCCAUCACCACCAUGGCAGCUGCCCCAGACGCGCCCUGCCUGUCGGAGCUCGGCGGACUCCCCAACAGGAACAUCAGCCUCAUCUCCGGCACCCGCCCCUGCAACCGGAGCACCGUCAGGACCUCGCCUUACACCCCGCAAGCCACCGCCGCCUUUGCCAUUGCCAUCACGUUCAUGAUGCUCCUGACCAUCGUUGGGAACAUCCUGGUCAUCAUAGCUGUCCUGACGUCGCGCUCGCUAAAGGGUGCUCAGAACCUGUUCCUGGUGUCGCUGGCUGCUGCAGAUAUCUUAGUGGCCACGCUCAUUAUUCCGUUCUCGCUGGCGAACGAGCUGCAGGGCUACUGGGCGUUCAGCUCCAUCUGGUGUGAAAUCUACCUGGCGCUGGACGUUCUCUUCUGCACCUCCUCCAUCGUGCACCUGUGCGCAAUAGCACUGGACCGCUACCUGUCGAUCUCCCGGCCCGUGUCCUACGGCGCCAAACGCACUCCUGUACGCAUCAAGGCGGCCAUUAUCGUCGUCUGGCUGAUCUCCGCGGUCAUCUCCUUCCCUCCUCUUCUCACCCUCGACAAGAGCGAGGGAGGCGAAGAGGUGUGCGAACUCAACAACGAACGCUGGUAUAUUCUCUACUCCACAAUCGGCUCGUUCUUCGCCCCGUGUGUGAUAAUGAUUCUGGUGUAUAUAAGGAUUUAUCAGAUCGCCAAGCAGCAUACACGCUGCCCGCCCGGACAGAAGCACAAAUCGGUAGCAGGAGGAAACGCAGUUGUGGCAACCAGCGAGCCUCCAGUGAAGUUAGAGUCAGAACAGAAUGGGGAUCAAGGAGGUACGACUGCCUGCCAACAAGAUAAAGUCCUGAACAAAAUGUCUGGCUCGCAUUCAACCGCGUUAUGGCAUCAAAACCCGCCUGGCAACAUCCCGAGCCAAGACUGCCCUCCUGAUUCGAGUGCAGCUCCGGCAAUCCCCCAAAUCCUUUCAGCUGUUCCCCACAAACAGCCCCAGACCAAUCCCGAAGAAGGCCGCGAGGCGCUUCCCGACAACUUCUCGAGCUCCGGCUCCGACUGCGAGCUGGAGGGAGCGGACGGGAAAGUAGAGACGAACAAGGCUGACGAGCAAACUACGGGAGCAAGCAAAGGGUUUAAAGUUCAGGUGCUGAACCUGGCCUGCAGGUACAGAAACACUAUGGCCACGUCAUCCGGCACCAAACUGGUACAUGAGGAAACACCUAAGAUCCAGGGGACACCCAUUUCCCGCCGCAAAGCCAUGGUGAACCGGGAGAAGAGGUUCACCUUCGUGUUGGCUGUCGUGAUGGGAGUGUUUGUGAUCUGCUGGUUCCCAUUUUUCUUCUCUUACUCUCUCCAGGCGGUGUGCCCGAAGACCUGCAGCAUCCCAAACCCCUUGUUUAAAUUCUUCUUCUGGAUUGGCUACUGCAAUUCCUGCCUCAACCCGGUCAUAUACACCAUCUUCAACAAUGAUUUCAGGAAGGCCUUCAAGAGGAUACUGUGCCGGGACAUAAAGGGUACUUUCUUCUAGACAGGAACGUGGUAUUAUGUUCUGAAUUGCUGGCGGACAGAAAGACCGUUUAUCUGAAGAUAAAAAAUGAUUUCUUUCUCUCUGAAUUUGACCGGGAUUGAC